CUCACCAAAAGCAUCACACAACACUCACACACACUUUCUCUUAUCUUAUUUUCUCAGUUCUUAUAACUCUUUUCCACUAAUUCAAAUGGCCACGGUUGAGAAAGUGAUUCUAGUAGCAGGUGAGCACAUGGUGGUCGUGGUGCCAACAACAAAGGCGGUGGAGUCGGAGGAAACAAAUAGACUCGUGGACAUAGUAGAAACAGAGAAAUCAAUCGAAGAAACAGUUGAAACUCUGACGGUUGUGGAGGAAGAGAGCAAAACAGAGGAAGUUGUAGAAGAGAAGAAGACAGAGGAAGCUACAGCGGUUGCGGAGGAAGAGAAGAAACCCACUGAAGUAGCCGCUGUCGCAGCUCCGGUGGAGAAGGCUGAUGAGUAAAUUUGAAGAUAAAAACUGUCUUUUGAAUGACAGAAGAAGAAAAAACAUUAGCAAGUAAACUAUUUGUUACUUUUAAGUACUUUGUGUCUUAUUUUGUUGUUGAAUCUAUGACUCUUCUUGCUUUUGUGUGUUUUUUUUUAAUUGUCUUAAGUAUUUUCAGUGGUUAUCAUGUUGAAUAAGAUAUACAUUAUGUU
Molecule: messenger RNA, 570 nt
Organism: Arabidopsis arenosa
Lineage: Eukaryota; Viridiplantae; Streptophyta; Magnoliopsida; Brassicales; Brassicaceae
Source: the annotation of a GenBank genome assembly